Molecule: messenger RNA, 1109 nt
Organism: Perca flavescens (yellow perch)
Lineage: Eukaryota; Metazoa; Chordata; Actinopteri; Perciformes; Percidae
Product: 7SK snRNA methylphosphate capping enzyme-like
Exons: 2
Source: RefSeq, a predicted model, not a curated record
ACGGAGCUCUCCUCCAGUCAGAGAUUUCCGCCCCUGUCAUCUUGGACAGUUUGGAGCCCGGAUGCGCCGCCAUGCCGACUCUAUCAGCGAAUGGAAUAAUUUAUUCACCAACCUGCCUGCCAUUGGGCGACUAGGAGUUCACUGAAGAAGUCGACAAGACAGUUUGGAGGGCAGAGGAGCCCCUAACUGCGGGAUGACUAGUACGGGAUACCCGCGCUGUGUGUACUUGUUUGUUUGCGUUGCUUGCCACCGUUGUAUUGAUGUAGCUAGGAACACUUGAGUGCUAGCUACGCUAACGUUAGCUCGAGUCGAGAGAGUGCGCGGUAGUGACAGUCCGGCCGGAGGCGGGGAGAACUGUGAGAUGUUUUCUCUGACUUUCAGAUCCAGAAUAAUUUCCAUGUCUGCAUCAGUCCUGACAACCAGAAGUGAUGUCUGUUGAUGAGGAUACUGUAAAAACUGGCAGUCCACAGGCCAGCUCAACUUCAUCUCUGCAGCUAUCAGAAUGUACUGGAGGAUACAGCAAUAUAACUGUGAUGGUGGAGGGUACCGCUGCCACCCCUGAUUUUGCAGCUGCUUGUCCUGUCUCAGGCCCUGAAGCCUCUCCAAAACACAUCAGCGCGACUGAUGCACUUACCCAUUCAGACGAUGCUGGACAGGGUGCCAGAGGGAACGAGAAUAACAUCAAUCGCAGGAACAGCUUUCAUCAUUCCAAACAACAACAGCAACAAACAAAACUAACCAAGCGCCGCUACACAGCAACCGCUAGUUUCAAGCAUCCAACAUCUGGCAAGAGGAGACGAAGGGCCAACUCUGAGAGUGACUCCGUCCUGCCCACCAACUUCCUCCUGGGUGGGAACAUUUUUGACCCACUGAAUCUCAACAGCCUGCUGGAUGAGGAGGUCAACAGGGCACUCAAUGCAGAGACGCCCAAAUCCUCCCCGCUGCCAGCGAAGAGUCGAGACCCUGUGGAAAUCCUCAUUCCCAGAGAUAUCACAGAUCCACUGAACCUGAACAGCGGGAUAGCAGGCAGCAGCUUUUUGGUGUCCCCCUUCAAAAGUGGUGGCAGGAAGAGACACCGCAACAGACACCAUGGAGGAGGAGGAGGAGGA